AAUAAAUCCAUUUUCAAAAAAAAAAUAAAAGCUCUUGAGUCUCUCUCUGUACUUGGCCUCUCUCUGUACUUGGCCACUAUGAGUGCCAAUGUUUAUGCACAAAACCAUUGAACUUAGACAUAUCUUUAAGCGAAAAAUCGACCAUUUCUUUUUAUAUAUGUAUGGUGUAGCCGUGUAGGUCUCCAAGAGAAGAACGAAGCUUGUGAAGUUAACCGAUGAAUUUCCGGCGAGGUAAAACGACAAUAAUAGGUUUACGAGCUUCAACGGCUUUACUCAUUGGUGUUGUUCUGAUUCAGCUAUUUGCUACUCAAAUUUAUGCUCAAAGACCUAGAAGUCCAUGGCAGACACUCAGUGGUGAAACUCCUCUUGUAAUUGCUCGUGGUGGGUUUUCUGGAUUGUUCCCAGAUUCGAGUCUUGAUGCCUACAAUUUCGCAAAGCUGACAAGUGUACCAGGUUAUGUUCUAUGGUGUGAUGUUCAGUUAACCUAUAUGCUUAUAAAAACUAGCUUAACAGAUUAUUAAAUUUUACAUUUAUUGAUGUAAUCUACUUAUUAGUAUGACAUGAAUACUCAAAUGUUACUCAUCUUAAAUGAUUAAUAUUUUUAUUGAGUUUGAGUAUACUAGCAUUUAUGAUUUAUAUUUAUAAUUUAAUGUUAC
Thlaspi arvense is the source of this 656-nucleotide messenger RNA. NCBI's taxonomy places the organism in Eukaryota, Viridiplantae, Streptophyta, Magnoliopsida, Brassicales, Brassicaceae. The record is from the annotation of a GenBank genome assembly.